This is a messenger RNA of Kockovaella imperatae, 2025 nucleotides long. Its product is annotated as OPT oligopeptide transporter protein-domain-containing protein. The transcript is spliced from 6 exons. Gene Ontology annotation, molecular function: oligopeptide transmembrane transporter activity. The record is from RefSeq and is a predicted model, not a curated record. The coding region runs from base 1 to 2025 and encodes 674 amino acids. Gene Ontology annotation, biological process: transmembrane transport. NCBI's taxonomy places the organism in Eukaryota, Fungi, Basidiomycota, Tremellomycetes, Tremellales, Cuniculitremaceae.
AUGUUCACCAUCGCUUCGGGUGCAGGAGGAACCUACUAUGUCUACCUCGUUCAGAUGCUUCCACAGUAUCUCAAUCAGACUUGGGUCUCUUUCCCUUACGAAAUACUUCUCGCCCUGUGCACUCAGUACCUAGGCUUCGGGUUCGCCGGAAUUUUGCGUCGAUUCGUUAUUUUCCCAGUGGCAGCUAUUUGGCCGAAAAUACUUCCAGCACUUGCUCUCAACAGAGCCCUCAUGUUCAAAGAACGCAAGGGCGAGGUCAUCAAUGGAUGGCGAGUGACUCGAUACCGAUUCUUCGUCACAUGUGCGUCCCUCAUGUUUGUAUGGUUUUGGAUUCCAAACACCUUUUUUCAAGCCCUACGUCUCUUCAACUGGAUGACUUGGAUCGCUCCGAACAAUUACACGCUCGGUAUGAUCACGGGCUCCUAUGGAGGUAUGGGAUUCAACCCCUGGUCCACAUUUGAUUGGAAUACGUCGGGUGAUGGAGAUCUGGUCACUCCAUUCUUCAGUACCCUCCAGCAAUACAUCGCUCGAGUCCUCUCUGGUCUGAUCAUCAUCGGAAUGCACUGGGGCAAUAUGUACUGGGGAGCAUACAUGCCUAUCAAUUCCAACGAAUCGUUUGACAACACUGGUCAACGUUACAACGUCUCCCGAAUCAUGGGAGACAAUGGGUACGUGAAUGUCACUGCUUACGCCGAAUACGGACCUCCGUUCUUCUCGGCUGCCGAUGUCUUUGGCCAAGGAGCAUGGUUCGCUUGGUACGCCAUGGUCUUCUUCUAUGUCACGAUCAAGAACUGGCACACAAUGUCAAACACAUUCAAGGGUAUCUGGCACUCGAUCGUGUCGAGAAGUUCGUCGAUCUAUGAUGGUCAUAAUGACGCCCACACGCGAAUGAUCCGACGAUACAAAGAAGUGCCUGAGUGGUGGUUCCUUCUGAUCCUGCUCUUCGCAUUCGUUACAGGUGUCGCAGCAUUGGAAGGCUGGCCAACGCACACACCUUGGUGGUCGCUACUCACAGUCAUGGUUCUAAACUCCAUCUUUCUCGUGCCUUCGGCCAUCCUGCUCGCCUCAGCUAAUGUUACCUUCCACACAGGUGUCCUGUUCCAGGUUCUUGCCGGCAUCUGGUUUGCCGGAAAUCCUCAGGCCCAAAUCAUCAUGCAAGCCGUCUCCUCUAACUUUCAUCACCAAGCCGACAGCUAUAUUUCGGACCUCAAGAUUGCGCAUUACGCCAAGGUACCUCCUCGAGCCAUAUUCCGCGCUCAAUUCAUUGCUGUCUUUCUCAAUUGUCUAAUUUUCAUCGGUCUCCUGAAUUGGAUGGUAGAAAAUUUCAACGGAGGUGGUACUCUGUGUACUUGGUCGAACCCUCAACGAUUUGUGUGUGGGUCAGCUGUGCUAUAUUACGGAUCAGCUGUCCGAUAUGGAGCCUUUGGUGUUCGUAAUAUGUUCAAGCUUUAUCCUCUUUUUCCCUGGUGUUUCCUCAUCGGAGCUCUCGUCGGUAUCGCUUUUGCCGUCACGCAAAAGUACGGACCUCAGAUCCGAGAGUCCUGCCAGAACAGAUGGAACGAAGCUCGAUACGCCGUUUGGGACAAGUACCUGUUCUACCCUUUGUCUCUUCUCGCUUGGUUUGACCCGGCCAUCUUCUGGUCAGGCGCACUUCACUGGACGGGUGGCUCCAACUUGACUUAUGCCACCAAUGGCCUCUACCUCUCAUUUAUUUUCAUGUACCAUGUCAAGCGUCGCUACUCUGCAUGGUGGGAGAAGUACAACUAUCUCAUCGCUGCUGGAUUCGGUAUCGGUGUUGCCUUGUCUGGUAUUGUCCAAACCCUCAUCUUUGCAUUCUCAAAUGGAGGCGACGGUAUCCGCAUCGAUUGGUGGGGCAACAACGUCCAGAUUGCUGGUGUCGACUAUCAAUCGUAUGUUCAGAAUGCGACCCUCCUGCCUAUACCCGAGCAAGGCUACUUUGGACCUGACAAGGAGGACUGGCCGAUGGACUUUGGCGGUCUGGAGAAGCAAUUUGGAUACUGGUAA